Messenger RNA from Drosophila subpulchrella, 2693 nucleotides. RefSeq lists its product as uncharacterized. NCBI's taxonomy places the organism in Eukaryota, Metazoa, Arthropoda, Insecta, Diptera, Drosophilidae. The record is from RefSeq and is a predicted model, not a curated record. Bases 139 to 2553 code for a protein of 804 amino acids. The transcript has a single exon.
GGCCGCCCCAUCAAACAAAAAAAAAUGUCAAGAAAGUAUGCCAAAUGGUGUUAUUAGUUGUUUAAAAACAUUAUAUAAAAACCAACCAAGCCACAAAUAAAAAUUGCAAGUGUAUAAAGUUGGAAUAUCAACUCCACAAUGAACAUUUUGAAGAGAAGCCGUGUGCUGAAUCGAAAUUGUUUGCGGGAAAAGAUUCAGAGCCUUUCGCCUCUCCUGCGGACCUUUGACUUUGGACCUCCGAACAAGGACUCUGUAUUCAAGGCCACUUGGAGCUACUAUGCCAGCGACUGUCAGGAGCGACUGUCGAACAUUCGCAGGCGCAUUGAACAGAACGCUAGAAUAAUGGCUCCAAAAAAGGGACCCCUUUCUAUGGACUUGGAGCUACCCUUUAAUGAGAGCCAGUUGCCGCCAGGACUAGAUUGGGAUGAGCACAUCUACCAGGAAUUGAUGUCCUGUUUUAGAAAUGCAGAAAGCACAGAGUCAAUAAAGAAAACCCCGGUGAAACGCUCGAAAGUCCAAAGGUCUUUCGAUAUGGGCAAGUUUUCCACUCCAGAACAAUGGAUUUCCUGGAAGCGUGAGGAACAGCAGGUGCACCAGUUGCUAAAAAAGUCCUACGAUCCCUACUUGAAAGAGGAAAUGUCCAAGAAGCUAGAACAUUUACAAAAGCUCGCAAAGCGACGACCUUUGGUAGUGCUUCCAAAUCAGGAAGAAACAAUCGAAAAACCAAAGAAAUCACUGCCAAAGAAAAGAAAAUUACGCCAAAAGUACAAGAAUAAAUCAAAGUCAGAGAUACACCAUGCUAUAAAAAACAACACGAAAAUGGAAGAUAAAUAUAAAACCUCUAUGAUUUCAACAAACAUCCCCACGAACUUAGCAGUUAUAAAUUCAAGAAAAGACCUCUCAAAGUCAGAAACUGAAAAUAAUUACUCUAUAAACUCAAGAAAUAACGCAAAUCACCUCGCAGAUAUAUACAAACCCUCGUCAGCUAGUUUGAUUAAAAAAGGUAGCACAAAAAUAGAAGAUAAUUAUAAAACCUCUUUGAAUUCAAAAAAUUCCAUAAAGAAUAUAUCAGUUAUACCUUCACGGAAAAACCUUUUGAAAUCGGCUAGUAAAAGUAAAUUCACUUCUGCUAAUUUGACAAUGAGCAGAUUUUUCGCAGAACAUCCGAGUUUGGAAAGUAUCCCUAGCUCAAGACGUUCUACUUAUACUAUUCGUCCAAUACGAAGACGUAUACAAAAAACCAGUGAAAGUAGCGAUGAAGAAGAUGGAAUAUACGGCAUUGAUGAUGAAAGGGAUUCCCCACUGUUAGAACUCAAAAGAAUAAAAUCAAUAACUUCGCAGAUUAUCCAAAAAGAUCGAAACUCAAAAACAUCAACGACAAUGAAAAAAAGGAAAACUAAAUACCGAAAACCUCAAGAGCUGAAAAAGAUGCUAUAUCUAAAGGAUUAUGAAGGUUCUAACGAUAUGCCUUCGUUAAGUGAGCCCUUACAGAACAAUAGCGAAGUUAAUUCGAAAAAUGAAAACAUGACAAUAGCUGAAAACCCAAAAUCCGAGGAGACCCUGCAAAUAGACGAAAUUCAGUUAUUCAAGAUCUCAAAAGGCGAACAAAAUACUGAAGAACGAAGACAGAGUUUUAUUUCUAAAGGAAAGUCCCCCUCUUCGACCAAGUUUCGAUCUGCAAGCCAUCAAUACAUCCACGAAAUGUUGAAAGGUCUAAACAAAAGUAAUACAUCGCUUUUCGGGGGCUUUAAGGAUAAAAAUUCCAGUUCAAUCUUAUCACUUUACAGGGGCCAAAUAGCAAAUCAGAAAAAAAAAAGCGUGAAUAGUGGCGGUUGGUCAAUAAAUAUAAAACCACAUUCAAUUGUUAAGCCAAUGGCUCCAAAAAAUUUUAUAUUUAAAAAGAAAGCACUCCCUGAAAAGGUUUUAAAAAGUGAUGAAUUCGAACCACCCGAAAACCCUGAAAAUCAAAGUGUUCGUGGAACCAUUUUAGAUCUAUUACACAAAAAGACACCGGAAAGUCUAUUUCGUUCCAAAAAUGAUUCUGAAGAUGAAAUGCACUUGAAUAUAGAAUCAAAACCUAUAGUAAUUGCCGAUAUAAUAUCUCAGUUUUUGGACUCUUAUGGCUCUGAAAUAAGUUUUAAUCAAUCUUAUCCUGAUUUGUUUAAAUCCAAUGUGUAUGAACAGUUUUCCGUGAUGAGUGUUAUUGACAAGGAAAAACCCAAGGAGAAAAAGAAACGCGAGGUAAAGAAAGUAAUAGAAGUGAAGAAAAUGCCAUCGAAGCACAUUGUCUGUUCCUUGUGCAAUUUGGUUAGGAGGAGACAAUCUGAACUGCGACCUUAUAUGCAAAGGAUGCAGAAACAACGCCAGCGAUUGGAACAAAAGACCUACUAUGCCCAGAAUUUAUCGAAAUGUCGGCGGGACCCAAAACAGUGUGCCCUGGAGAAAGAGAAGAGAGCCCAUAUCCGCAAGGUUCUAACUAAAUGUUAUAAAGCCCUGGAUCUUUGCCACCAGAUUGUGGAACAAAAGAUAUUAAAGAAAUCUGAGGGAUGUUAGCUGGGAUGAAGGAUUAAAAUAUUUAAGUUCUGGAAAGUGAUGAGAAAGAAUAACAAAUUGGUUAUGGAAUAAUACUAAGAUUUACUUAAGAAAUAUUCAAAUGUUGGUACGUGAUGUACUUGGCCUCUAAACAUAUUUAU